Messenger RNA from Paramisgurnus dabryanus, 1549 nucleotides. Its product is annotated as trans-Golgi network integral membrane protein 1-like. The record is from RefSeq and is a predicted model, not a curated record. Gene Ontology annotation, cellular component: trans-Golgi network transport vesicle; trans-Golgi network; endosome. Lineage: Eukaryota; Metazoa; Chordata; Actinopteri; Cypriniformes; Cobitidae.
AAGGCGACGCCCGCAAUGGACGGCAAGGCGACGCCCGCAAUGGACGGCAAGGCGGCGCCCGCAGGGCACGGCAAGGCGGCCCCCGCAGGAGACGGCGAGGCGGCGCCCGCAGGAGACGGCGAGGCGGCGCCCGCAGGAGGCGGCGAGGCGGCGCCCGCAGGAGGCGGCGAGGCGGCGCCCGCAAUGGACGGCGAGGCGGCGCCCGCAGGAGACGGCGAGGCGGCCCCCGCAGGAGACGGCGAGGCGGCGCCCGCAGGAGACGGCGAGGCGGCGCCCGCAGGGGACGGCGAGGCGGCGCCCGCAAUGGACGGCGAGGCGGCACAAGCAGGUGAAGGCAAGGCGGCACAAGCAGGUGAAGGCAAGGCGACGCCCGCAAUGGACGGCAAGGCGGCCCCCGCAGGAGACGGCAAGGCGGCGCCCGCAGGGGACGGCAAGGCGGCGCCCGCAGGGGACAGCAAGGCCGAUAUUCAGAAGACCGAACAGGAUAGUAAGAAGCCGAACACUCAGGAGUCUAAGGAAGAAGAAGGACGAAAAACCAAUAAUAUAGAACCAGUACAAGAAAGAAACGCACGACCCUCUGACAGUAGCAAGAAGGACGCAGAGAGCAGCCACUUCUUUGCCUAUCUUCUCUGUGCUGUUAUAGUGGUGGCCAUACUCUACAUCGCCAAUUACAACAGGCGCAAGAUCAUUGCUUUUGUUGUUGAGGGCCGAAGAGCACGAGGAUACCGGAGACCAAACACAUCUGAUUACCAAAAACUCGUUCAGGAUUGAGAAAGUCCAGUCACAGUUUGGUGGAUGAAUCGAAUGAAUAACUGUGACCUUGAGAAUCUUGAAAUGAUCCAUCAUCAGGCAAACAUCACCACACCAAUUAUCAUUAACUUCUACUGUUUAUAACCUAACGUUAUAUUAAUAAUGAUCAUAACUGUUCAGGACAUGUCCCUGCCAACAGGUACAGUAUGUUGAAAUUGUAGUCUGUUACAGUUCUUGGAGUCUUUAGAUCUUCAAAAGUGCUACACAAACACGAAGUUGUUCUUGAUGUUUGGUUACAUCAGUAGUCUGUUUUUCUGUUCUUUUGAGUAUUGAUGGUGGGUCGCAUUGUUUUCUAUGUAUCGUUUUAUUCAAAUCUAUUUCUAGAGUAACAGAGAAGAUAUAUACAAUCUGUAUAUUUUUUUAAGGGAUAUAUUUGUUGCUUUCUCAUGACUAUGAAAGUUGUUUUAGGGGAAUGAAUGAGGGUUAUACCAGGAUCUGUCCAUCAGAGAUGAUUUAUUUUCUUAUACAAGGACUCAACGCAUACAGAAUGAAAAACUAUAUGCUGGAGAGUGAGUCAAUCUCGAAUUCUCCUUACAUUAUAUAUUGUCAUUGGAUUGUACCACCCCCUAUGCUAUUCUAUCAAAACAACUCCUUAUUAGGUGUCUGGGUGUUUAAAAAUUAUUUUACUUGUCAGCUGAGUCUAAGAAGGUAGAACAUGAGUUUGCUAUGCACAUCUUCACACCUAUAUUAAAGGAAUAGUCUACCAUUUUGCCAUAUUAAACUAUGUUAUUACCUCUAC